CAUUUGCGACAAGAAAUACCUUCUACGGUAGGAACUAACGACGCCGACAGGAGAGAUCGAUCAGACAACUCGAAGUUAGUAAACAACCCUCGUGAUCGUACAGUCUCACAGAAUACCCCACCGGGUUACAAUGAUUUAUGA
Ambispora leptoticha is the source of this 141-nucleotide messenger RNA. Lineage: Eukaryota; Fungi; Glomeromycota; Glomeromycetes; Archaeosporales; Ambisporaceae. The record is from the annotation of a GenBank genome assembly.